Molecule: messenger RNA, 3264 nt
Organism: Trichechus manatus latirostris (Florida manatee)
Lineage: Eukaryota; Metazoa; Chordata; Mammalia; Sirenia; Trichechidae
Gene: RAP2C
Product: RAP2C, member of RAS oncogene family
Exons: 3
Coding region: 172-723 (183 amino acids)
Biological process (GO): Rap protein signal transduction; negative regulation of cell migration
Cellular component (GO): plasma membrane
Molecular function (GO): GDP binding; GTPase activity; GTP binding
Source: RefSeq, a predicted model, not a curated record
GGCUCUUCCCCUCCCCCGCCUUCAACUUCCUCUUCUUCCCUGUUGGGCCCUCGGCUGCGCUGCACUCUCCGCCCCAGUUCGCAGAUUUCCGCCCACCUUCCGCAUCGCCUCGCCGCAGCUAGCGGGGUGCUGUUUCCCCCCCUCUGGUAGGAGUUGGUGAAGGUGAGACUCAUGAGGGAAUACAAGGUAGUGGUGUUAGGGAGCGGAGGGGUUGGCAAAUCUGCCCUGACUGUGCAGUUUGUCACCGGGACUUUCAUUGAGAAAUAUGACCCCACCAUUGAAGAUUUCUACCGCAAAGAGAUCGAAGUGGACUCUUCCCCCUCCGUGCUGGAAAUUCUGGACACCGCAGGAACUGAGCAGUUUGCCUCCAUGAGAGAUCUCUACAUCAAAAACGGCCAAGGUUUCAUCCUGGUUUAUAGUCUGGUUAACCAGCAGUCUUUUCAGGAUAUCAAGCCAAUGAGAGAUCAGAUUGUCAGAGUGAAGAGAUACGAAAAAGUCCCACUAAUCCUAGUAGGAAAUAAAGUGGAUCUGGAACCAGAAAGAGAGGUUAUGUCUUCCGAAGGCAGAGCUCUGGCUCAAGAAUGGGGCUGUCCUUUCAUGGAGACAUCGGCAAAAAGUAAAUCAAUGGUGGAUGAACUUUUUGCUGAGAUCGUCAGGCAAAUGAACUAUUCAUCCCUGCCCGAGAAGCAAGAUCAGUGUUGUACAACUUGCGUUGUCCAGUAAAAAAGAUAAAGAUAACCUCAAUCAUGGCCAUACCGAGCAGAUAAAACUCAGAGGAAAUUUGCACAUAUGCUGCUUUGGAGAACUUUACAACCUGGGUUGCAGAACUGAGCCUUGGUAAACCUGUCUCUAUUACAGCAUGUUGCCAUACAUCCAAUUAAGUGCAUAAGGUCUUUGGCCUUCAAGAUCCAUCGACCUUAAACGGGAAUGCUUAGCACGUUUACCAUAUGUUUAAAAUCUGUUCUUUAUCAAUCAGUCCUUUUAUAGCUUUUUAAGUUCUUAUUGAUGGCUAAUUAUGCAAGAUUAAUUUUUAAUAUUUUAAUUGAUUUCUUUAAUCAGUUUCUCAACUUGUAUUUAUUAAAUACUCAAACUCAGUAUUACCUACUCAAUGCCUUUUAAAAGAAAGUUAUAAUGGAGAAAAAAUUGAGCCUUAAACAAAUGGUUACUUCUGUAUAUUACCUCGCACCAGUGCUUCAUUCUAUUUGUAAAAUCUUUCUCCUUAAAUGGUUGGUUAAUACUUUGAGACUUUGUUUACGUGUGGCAGUGUUGUAAAAAGAAACUAAAGAUCACAUUUUUGCCUGUAUGGAUGCAAUAUCCCUUUUCAUCAAGUGCAGUUUGUGAUAUGUUUUUGUAACUAACAUGUACUGAAAGUUACAAUUGGUAUUUGAAAUAGACUGUAGAGCGUUUAGCUGAAGAGUUAAGCAUUCAAUUCCAUUAGGUUUUCACAUGUUUUAAUCUCAUUUACAGCAUCAAAUUGCAGCAGUAACAUUUUCCUUUCUGUGGAGUUCUAAAUUUAGUUAUGACCUACUUAGCAAUGCCUUUGAAAAGGGAUAUUGUGUCCAUGGUAAAUUAAUUGUAUACCUAAACAGAGAUAGCUCGGCUUUGCCUGUCAGGCUUGUAAUUGACAUCGAGUAGACCUCUGCACAUGUAAAUUGAAUUCAAAUAAAAUCAUACACACUUUCUAGUUCUUAAUAUUUGUCUUUCUGAAUACUAGUUUAAAGCAAUAUUUGUUAACAUUUUCUUGCACUAUCACAAUUGCUUUUUAGUUAUUUUCCAAGAAGCAUGUUCGUAGUAGAGACAAAAUCUGUGUAACAGGAGGGAGAAUAGUGCUGUCUCUGGGCUUUUUUUGUUUUUGUUUUUGCAGAUGUGCUUCUAAUAGCCAUUGCCUUCCAUGUUGUUUACCUAAUCAGCACAUUUUGUCUGAAUACUUGAACAUUUUAACAGUAACACAGGUAUAGAAGCAGAAAGAAAACUUACAGACAGUAGUCUUUUGGUUCAGUUUUAACAUCAUGACAACGGGCGCUUUUUCUAGCAAUGAUUUUAAAUUUUGUAAGUUUGACAGUAUUUUGUUGUUGGGUUUCUCUUUGGUUUUAGUUGUGUGCUUUUAAUUUGCAGAAGUUAGUAAUUGCAGCUCACCUACUGCACCAAAGUUCUUGAUUUUAGGAGCCCAGCUUUAGUUAUUUGAACAUGCUUCUAAAUAAAACAAAACAAACAAAAAACCAAAACUAUAGUUUUGAUCUAUAAUAAUAGCUCAAUAACUUUGUCAAGGAAAGCUCUAAUAUAUGCAGUGAUGGUUUAUGGAAGGGUGUGGCAAUUUUAAAUUUGUAUUGUGUGUGAUGUUCCAAUAAAGUGAUAGCUACAUUCAUGUGAUUGAUUGGUCGGCAUGACCAUUAAUUAUUGAGUAGAAAUUGAUUAAACUUUAAUUUCCUUUUUUAAAAUCGCGUUGCAUUUGAUUCCUGAUCAAAUUCCCUCAAAGUGAAAUCAUGUUUUUCGAUUCUGAAUUUUAUGGUGAGACUGUAACUGUGAAGACAGUUGAAACAUUGUUCCUUGUUAAUAAACUGCUUGAAAUGAGUACCUAAUUUAAGUUUGCACCUUCAUACCAAACUUAAAACCAAACGCUCAAUUCAAAGUCGGUUAAGUGAUUGUGGUUCAUCUUUAUUAGCUGUGUGAAAUUAUAAAGGAAUCAAAUAAUUCAUGAUGAUUUCAAUUCUCUGCAGAUUAUUGUUUUUGUAUACAGUAUUUCUUUCCUAUGGGUAGUUUUCUCUCUUACUCACUCUCUCUCGCAAAAGAAAUUACAGUGUUCGUUGUCAUUGACCUCAGCAGCAAAUUUAACUUGAAUUCGCUUAGGAUGACAGGAAUCAGGGGGAAGUGAUUUAAAGGUGGUUUCUCCAGCACAUUUUAAGAAAAGGGACCAAAAGUUAUUUUAGCUUCCUCAAUAGAUUGCAUGUCAAGUUGCUUAUUAGGAGAAUAAAUUAAUAUUAAAUGCAAUAUAUGUCUUGUCUUUACUAUGGCAUCUAUUUAGGAGUUGUUCAAAUCACUGCAGUAGGGCUCUGCAAAUAAAAAUCCUGUAACCUAUUCAUGGAUCUAAUGUACUGUAACUUUAUCAGUAAAAGGUAAAAUCUGGAAUAAGUGCAAACAUUGAACAAUGACCUAUACAAAUUUGUAAAAUUUUUCCAAUAGAUUACAUUCUUGUCAUUUUGUAAGACAACCCUGCAGUCCACCUGUUUGUAACUUUUUUAAUAAAAUAGACAUCUGUAUUACUGA